AUGCGUCCCACCGCUGUCAACAGCGAACCAUCUAAAGUUCCGCCCAACUUGGCUGUGAUUAAGAGCAUCAAUCCAAACUACACAGGGUUCGACUAUAUCUCCUGGUAUCUUGGCAAUGCCCGUCAAGCAGCCACCUACUUCGUCGCGCACUUUGGCUUCCGGGUAAUUGCAUACAGUGGACCAGAAACCGGAUCGCACCUGACAACUUCCUAUGUUGUUGCUAACGGGAACGCUCGCUUUAUGCUGACUGCCCCAAUAACUGGGCCNCAGAACAUCCCCUCCGACAAGCAUGUGUCCGAAAAGGACCGCAGUCUGUUCAGUGAGAUUCAAGCGCACUUGAUCAAGCACGGCGACGGAGUCAAGGAUAUCGCCUUUCAGGUUGACGAUGUCAGAGGCGUGUGGGAGCAUGCAGUCCAGAAUGGGGCAGUUUCUAUUCAGAAACCAACUUUAGUCACGGAUGAAGAGGAUGGGGAAGUUCUCUGUGCGACAAUCAAGACUUAUGGCGAUACAGCUCACACUCUGAUCAAUCGGUCAAAUUACCGAGGAGUUUUCCUUCCCGGAUUUAGACCUGUAAAUGAUAUGAAUGCUCUGAAUGAGCUACUUCCCAGGGUGGACCUGAUUGAAAUUGAUCACUGCGUUGGGAACCAACCUUGGGAUGGUCUUGACGGGAUUGUCAAAUAUUACGAAGAUGCUUUGAACUUCCACCGGUAUUGGUCUGUGGACGACAAAGAUAUGUGUUCGGACUAUUCGGCCAUGCGAUCAGUCGUUGUAGCAUCUCCUGACAAUGUGAUCAAAAUGCCGAUGAACGAGCCAGCCACCGGUUUGAAGAAAUCUCAAAUUGAAGAAUUUGUGGACUACUACGGAGGAGCAGGCUGUCAGCAUAUCGCUUUCCGAACCAACAACAUCAUUGAAGCCGUUGAAAACCUUACACAGCGCGGCGUAAGCUUUCUUUCAGUCCCUAGCAGCUAUUACAUCAAGAUGCGUGAGCGACUAGCUAUGAGAAACGUCAAAAUUGCCGAAGACAUCACCCUUCUGCAGAAAUAUAAUAUUCUUAUCGACUUCGAUGAAGGAGGAUAUCUUUUGCAGAUCUUUACGAAGCACGUGGGUGACCGUCCUACUGUCUUCAUGGAAAUUAUUCAGAGAGAGAAUUUUGAUGGGUUUGGAGCUGGAAACUUUAAGAGUCUGUUCGAAGCUUUUGAGAGGGAACAGGCAUUGCGCGGAAAUCUGUGA
Aspergillus niger is the source of this 1230-nucleotide messenger RNA. RefSeq lists its product as uncharacterized. Bases 1 to 1230 code for a protein of 409 amino acids. Gene Ontology annotation, biological process: L-tyrosine catabolic process. The record is from RefSeq and is a predicted model, not a curated record. Lineage: Eukaryota; Fungi; Ascomycota; Eurotiomycetes; Eurotiales; Aspergillaceae. The transcript is spliced from 3 exons. Gene Ontology annotation, molecular function: 4-hydroxyphenylpyruvate dioxygenase activity.